ACAAAUUCCGGAACUAUAGUGUUUGUUCCUACCCGAGUUACAAAACGUGGUGCACCGUCAAUGCUAAUGUUUUUCACCUUCGUUUCAUUGCUGUCGAUUCCUGUUUUAAUUACCAAUGGUCUGACAUAAGCAGGGAGAGAUGCUGUUCAAAGAUCUUCCCAGGGAGGCCCUGAUGCGGCCAUUGUCCAGGAAUGAAGUGGUGGGGAUGCUGGUGAGGUUGACCAUCUUUGGUGCAGCCACAUACUACAGCAUCAAAUGGGUUGUAGAAGCUAUGGAUCCUACCUUCAAACAGAAAAACCAAGCCAAGAAAAGGGCCGAACAGCUGAUGAAGAGGAUUGGCGUGGAGGGGGUCAAACUAACAGAGUAUGAAAUGAACAUUGCAUCUCACCUCGUUGAUCCACAAACUAUGAAGGUGUCCUGGAGAGAUAUAGCAGGUCUGGAUGAGGUUAUCAAUGAGCUGCAAGACACGGUCAUUCUUCCCUUUCAGAAAAGACACCUUUUAGCUGGAUCCAAACUCUUUCAGCCCCCUAAAGGCGUUUUAUUAUUUGGUCCUCCAGGAUGUGGGAAGACCAUGAUCGCCAAGGCAACAGCCAAAGCCUCAGGGUGCAAAUUUAUCAACCUUCAGGCCUCCACACUGACAGACAUGUGGUACGGUGAAUCGCAGAAACUGACUGCUGCUGUCUUCUCAUUGGCUGUCAAAAUCCAGCCCUGUAUCAUCUUCAUUGAUGAAAUUGAGUCAUUUCUAAGGAAUCGCUCCAGCCUAGACCACGAGGCCACAGCCAUGAUGAAGGCCCAGUUCAUGAGCCUGUGGGAUGGCCUGGACACUUCCUCAACCACCCAGGUGAUGGUGAUGGGAGCUACAAACAGGCCACAGGAUGUGGAUCCAGCCAUUCUGCGCAGGAUGCCCACCACUUUUCAUGUUGGCCUGCCAAACACAAGACAAAGACAGGACAUCCUCAGGCUGAUUUUAGCAGGAGAAAACUUGAGCAACGCCAUUAAUCUGAAGGAGAUAGCAGAGAAGACAGAAGGCUACUCUGGCAGUGACCUGCGGGAGCUGUGCCGCGAUGCUGCCAUGUACCGAGUCCGGGACUACGUCCGCAAGGAGCAGAUGAGGCAGAUCGCUCAGCAGCUACAGGACUGCCAGGAGGAGGAAAAACCUGUGGAUGAGGAGCGGUUGCGGCCGGUCACUCAGCUGGACCUCCUCUUCGGCCUGGACAAGAUGAAGGAAUCUAAGCGGGCCACAGCCUCCAUGUUACCCAGUGUGGCAGAGGUUCCCCUGGACUAAACACCAGCACCACACCACUGGCGGGAAAUGUUGUCUUCUCACACAUGUUCACAGAGUGUUCCAGCUCACCAAGCAGAGACUCCUUCACCAUGUCUGAGGUGCAGUUGGGCAAGUCAGCAGACAGCAAGAUAGCCAUAUUUUUCCUAAGCUUUAUUUAUCCAGGCAGAGUGUGUCCUGAGCAUGUUCAUUUUUAGGACAGCCCCACUCCAUGUGUUACAAGGCAGUCAGAAAUCUACAGUCUCCUCUUCCUGACCACUGACAGCAAUUUACUGUCAGUGCCUUGCUCAAGGGCAUCUGUCUGAAAUUACAGCCAGUAAUACAAGCGACUCUACUACACCACUCUACAGUUUCAUAUACCACUUGACGACUGACUUGCACAUGAUCGUGACCAGGGUUAAAGCGCAAUGACUCACGUGUCAUGAGUCAGUCAAAGCCUGGACCUCCAGAUCAGUGUCAUCCUUUGAUGUUUGCUGCUUAAUUAUCACUCCUAUAAUUCUUUUUUGGGCAAAAACAUGUUUGAAUGAAAAAGAAUUGAAAGACUUUAUCACUCUAAGGUGAUAUUAUCCAAGCACUUUGGAGGAAGUGAUUCAGCUGAUCCUGGUGGUCCUAAGUCUUGUUACACUAUGUUCUCUGCAAAUGUUGUAUGACAGCAAAUUACUCAGCAGUGAAUUUCAGUAAUAUCACUUUUCCAAAUAACAAGGUGUUUAGCAAAAAAUUUGCUUUCUAUUUCCGGGAAUAUCACUAUCCACUUGGAGUAUUUGUCAUUAUGAAUGUAUUACUCUUUAUAAAUGUCAGAUUAAGUUUGAAUAUUCGAAAACCACUCUACUGUUGUCUUCUGAAUCUGCUGAAGUGAUGGGUGCUUUCUCCCAUUGGAUAUUCUGGUACUGGUUGGAUUUUCUGAAGAACUGACAAAAAAUUUAAUGUAAUUACUAUUUGCUGUCCAUUAACAGUUUUUAAAAAUAUGUUUAAGAGGAUGCAUUUAGCCAGGGUGAGGUUGUAUCUGCAGUAAUGUGAAACUCAUUAUAUAAUGAGUUACUGCUCCCAAGGAGCAUUAAUUCAAAAUGUUUCUUUUGAAAUUACAAUAACAUCCAAUAGUUAAAUUUAUGUCUGUAGUCAUGAGGUCAACACUGCUGUGGAUGCUGUCACAAUCAAGUUGGCAUUGGCUCUGAAGGGCCAAUAGCAGUGCAGCCUGUAUGCAGUUAUUUUCCAGAGCUGUCAGUCAAUAGACAAAAGCAGAUAACAAAACAAUCACAUGUCAAGUGGAAACAUGGUCACCACUUAAACUCUGUAAUAGAAGUUGUAGUGAUCUGAGCCGGGGGCAGCAAUAAAACACACCGUUACAUCCUAUUAUCUCUAAUCAUUAUCCUAUUGCUAAAUGGCUGUAAAAAUAUAUUUAACUGUUCAGUGCUCAGUCCUCUCAGCUGUUAGCAGGUUUAUAAUGUGUGUCGUGUUGUAUGCAUGUGUGUAAAAGUGGAAGCAAAAUAUUGGGUUAGAGUCAAGGCCAAGACUUUGAAUGCAACUGAGGUUACCAAGUUGAUGACUUAGUGCAUUUAAUGCUGCUUUGUAACGCAAAGUCUUCUGAACUUUAUAUAUCUAACUUUAAGUUUUUUUCACCCAUAAAAACAAUAGCUGACACUUCUUGUUUAAAUCUCAGUUUUUCACAAAUAAGUGUCAUAUUUAUUGUGCCAUUAUCAUUAUUAGUGAGUCCCUAUUGGUUUACUUGAAUGUUUUUAUAAUGAACUUUUCAUGUCGUUUUUUAAGCAUCAAUCAAUGUCUGACAGCAGUGGCUGUCAGUGCAACACACAUCAGGGUUACUUUUAUUUUCACUUUGUAGAGAGCACGACUUUAACAGUCAAAUGCUUUCAAUCAGCUGUCAGUCUGCAGUUGUUGUGACUUGCUUAUCUGCCUCUCCUCUGUAUAAAAAGCCUCAUUAUUUUCCAUAUGGUCGCAGCAUGUGUCCAUGGAUCUGUUCAUGGGUCUCCCGCAGACCUUUCUCCCACGCAGUCAGAGCAAGCCAGGGCCUACUUGUCAUUGAGCAGUGACCACGUGGUGGCACUGUAGCUACAGUAUCCUGUUACUGAGGCAGGUGUUAAAGGCUGAGAUAUGGACUGCUUUUAUUUAGAGCAGUUUUAUAACAUUAUGGUGAGACAGUGAAACAGAGAACUCUGCAUAAGGGAUUGUUUCUCCCUUAUUGGUUCAUUCAGUGGUAUUUAGGCAUCUGUUGCUCUUCAUUAGAGUACCUCAGGUGACAAUUAAAGGUCAGAAUGUUGCUAUGUAAACCAGUAAUUGUGUCACUGCAGCUCGCAGGUCUUGAUCACCUUUGGAGAGAGAUAGCACCUGUGUAAAUGCUCUCCCUCAAUGCAGUAUCACUUACUAGGUCGUUCUAUCAGUUACAUGACGAAGACUUAAUUUUGUGAAUACACAUGUCCAUAUGCAGUUACUGUAAAUUGUACUGUCAGCUAUGUGUAUGUGUUGAAUAUGAAAUGAUGUAUGAACUGUAAAGUGUAUUUAUUAAAUUACACUGAGGAAAAUAUUUAUCUUUUUUUCAACCAGCAAAAUGUUACCUCUAUUAGUUCAGUAUGGAUUUCACUGUUUGUCUUUGUCCUGUCUUUGUUCAAGUGUAUAAAAUGUAAUAAAUCUCAUCAUUCCCAAAAGA
Messenger RNA from Lates calcarifer (barramundi perch), 3941 nucleotides. It is a transcript of the gene atad1a, whose product is annotated as ATPase family AAA domain containing 1a. Gene Ontology annotation, molecular function: ATP hydrolysis activity; ATP binding. Lineage: Eukaryota; Metazoa; Chordata; Actinopteri; Centropomidae. Bases 140 to 1285 code for a protein of 381 amino acids. Gene Ontology annotation, cellular component: mitochondrial outer membrane. The transcript has 10 exons. The record is from RefSeq and is a predicted model, not a curated record.